UAAGAGCCUUUAUUUUAAUCAAGUCUGCAAACUCGGUCUCUCUGCAUGUCCAACAUAUUGGAAUAACCUACCUGAGAGCCCUGAGCUCAAUUAGAAUAGGGUUUUAUAGUAGUAAAGGUGGGUCUGAGGGUUUUUUGAGGUUUUAAGACCCCUGAUUGGCUGACAUUUGUAUAGGGUUUCCUAGUGACUGUGGGCUGGUAGAUGUUUCUAUCUGCAGUGGCUGGAACGCCAGGAAUUUCCUGUGAAUCGUCUGUUCUUGGGUGGGGGUCCCGUGAUUUCAUCUAGGCAUCGUCUCAGGGUAAACAGUUGAGACUCCAGCCUCCACUGAAUUUCAUCGAUGGCCAGAGUCCCAUGUGAUAAGGGUUGGAGGAAGAACUUCCUUUGGGUGACUUGCCCAGACUUAGAUUAUCAUGGCUGGUCCUCACAAUAUCAAAUCAAGUCGGAGGAAUUUUGUUUUUGCCAUCAUUUCCCCAAUCCUAAAACAGUUCUUUGCACAACGACAUUAAUGAAUACUAAAUAUGAACUUGAUGAAACAGUUCCUUGCCGCAAAAAAACCUCUCUUCUAGGGCUGAAGAGAUGGCUCAGAGUUUAAGAGCACUGCCUGCUUUUCCAAAGGUCCUGAGUUCAAUUCCCAGCAACUACCUGGUGGCUCACAGCCAUCUGUAAUAGGGUCUGGUGCCCUCUUCUGGCCUGCAGGCAUACAGACAGAAUAUUAUAUACAUAAUAAAUAUUAAAAUAAUAAACAAUAAACAAAAAAACCCUCUCUUCUAUUGAGACAUAAUUAAAAUGAAAUUGGUCUAUUUAGUAGGAAUACACGAACCCCUAAAUCUUCCCAAAAGAUUAACAUAGGCAGAUGAGAUGUAAUGGCUAAUGAGACUAGGCUAAUAAACGCAAUAUUUAAGACUUGUAAACUAUAGUGUUUUACAGAAUUGUGAGAUUAUUAUAAUCGACCAAAGAAGCCACAUCUUGUCAAUUACUCCUUCCUCGCCUAGAGAACUUUACAGAGAAAUUUUUGUUUCAUUUCCUUAUUCCCUCUUUCUAGAGUGCUGACGGUCGACUGGCUGUGAAUGAUAUCACCCAAGUCGGGUGUGUAACUCCGUUUAGUCCCGGAGUCUGCGUAGAGAACGGCUAGCGGGACAGGCGCAUGCGCACCGCCUACCGCGCCGCACGAUGGACGCCAGCCAUUUUGUCACCCGUACACCCCCGAUUUAGGGGUGCUAGCGGACGCAGCCGCGGCUUCCGGAAAACAGUGGCCACAAAACGGUGUAAAUUUCCCAGUCUUCUGCGAGCUAAAGGCUCCAAGGGAGCCACCCCGCUAGGAAGCGGAAGGCAGUGCGGGAGCGCUACGCAUCUCCAGCUUCCCCAGUCCCGCAUCCCCUUUCCCCAGGUUUUCCUCCCAACCCGCUCGGCGCAGACCUAACGCGCAGGCGCACGAGGGAACGCCGCACCUCUUCAGCGCUCAGGGCUGGGCGACUCUUGCGCGCGCUUCCCCGACGCCUCCCGUGAUUGGCCAGAUCGCAGGGCCAUCAGGGCCUCAAGGGCGAGGAGGAAGCGGAGAGGCGGGGUUAGCGCGCGCGUGCGCGUGCGCGUUGCUUUUGCUGGUCCUCUGCUGCUAUUGCGUUGCAAAAAAAAAAAAAAAUUUGUGACUCGGGCGCCGUGGGCCUUCUCUGGGGCAGCGAGCCUAGAGGACAGCGUCCCGCCACCCGAGAGACGGUCGGGCGGCGUCGCGCUCCCGAUGCCGAGGCCGCCCGGGCUCGCCGGAGUCCGGCCGACGGGAUGAGGGAAGGGCCUUGAGAGUUGAGGGCCGUGCGGCUAAACGUGUUGGCUUCGGCCGCCGGGCGUUUGGCAGGGCGUCGCAUGGUCCCGGCCGCCGGUUCAAGCACGACCCCCGAACCCUAGUGACAACCCUGGGCCGCCGCAGCCCCGCCUCGGCGCGCGUGGGGGCCGCCCGCGUGCCCCGCUAGUCCUGCCUCCCGGAGAGCCCGGCGCGUGCAGCAUCCCCACCCCCUGGCCUCCCUCCCUCCCACGGCUCUCACGCACUCGCACUGAUUGUUUUGCCCGCUCCCGCCGCCGUCGCCGCCGCCACAGGACCAGCGGCGCUUGUGCAAACCGGGAAGAUGGCGGCCGGCGGCGGCGGAGGCAGCAGUAAGGCCUCCUCCUCGUCGGCCUCGUCCGCCGGGGCCCUGGAGUCCUCGUUGGAUCGAAAAUUCCAGUCGGUGACCAACACCAUGGAAUCCAUUCAGGGCCUGUCGUCCUGGUGUAUAGAGAACAAGAAGCACCACAGCACGAUCGUCUACCAUUGGAUGAAGUGGCUGCGGAGAUCUACAUAUCCCCACCGUUUGAAUCUCUUUUAUCUUGCCAAUGAUGUCAUACAGAAUUGUAAGAGGAAAAAUGCAAUCAUAUUCCGUGAAUCAUUUGCUGAUGUGCUUCCCGAAGCAGCUGCUCUAGUGAAGGAUCCAUCCGUCUCUAAGUCAAUAGAGCGAAUCUUUAAAAUCUGGGAAGAUAGAAAUGUGUACCCAGAAGACAUGAUUGUGGCAUUGAGAGAAGCUUUAAGUACCACUUUCAAAACUCAGAAGCAGCUGAAAGAAAAUCUGAACAAACAACCGAAUAAGCAGUGGAAGAAAUCACAAACAUCCACGAAUCCAAAAGCUGCUCUCAAAUCUAAGAUAGUUGCUGAGUUUCGAUCUCAGGCCUUCAUUGAAGAAUUGUUGACAUACAAACGAUCAGAAGAUCAGAUAGAACUGAAGGAGAAACAGUUGUCAACUAUGAGAGUGGAUGUUUGCAGCACAGAAACUCUCAAGUGUUUAAAAGAUAAAACAGGGGGAAAGAAGUUUUCCAAAGAAUUUGAAGAAGCAAGUUCAAAGCUAGAGGAGUUUGUGAAUGGAUUAGAUAAACAGGUGAAAAACGGGCCCUCCCUAACAGAAGCACUAGAAAAUGCUGGAAUUUUCUAUGAAGCACAGUACAAGGAAGUGAAAGUGGUGGCCAACGCUUAUAAAACCUUCGCUAACAGAGUAAACAACUUAAAGAAGAAGUUGGAUCAAUUGAAGUCAACCCUUCCUGAUCCCGAGGAAUCGCCAGUUCCUUCUCCAAGUAUGGAUGCUCCUUCCCCAACUGGUUCUGAGUCUCCGUUUCAGGGAAUGGGAGGUGAGGAAUCCCAGUCACCAGCCAUGGAGAGUGAAAAAUCUGCCACACCUGAGCCUGUGACAGAUAACCGUGAUGUGCAAGACAUGGAACUCUCUGAUGUAGAAGAUGAUGGAUCAAAAAUCAUUGUAGAGGACAGGAAAGAAAAACCUCUGGAAAAACCAGCUGUCUCCACUUCUGUACCCACAAAGUCAACAGAAAGUGUCUCGAAGGCCUCACCGUGUGCCCCAGCAACUGUGCCCACGACAGCAGCUCCACCUCUUCCAAAGCCCAUGAACACUUCGCUUCUGUCCCCUUCCCCUGCUUUGGUUUUGCCAAACCUGGCAAAUGUGGAUCUGGCAAAAAUUAGUUCCAUCCUUAGCAGCUUAACUUCAGUCAUGAAAAACACUGGGGUCAGUUCUGCAUCAAGACCUUCUCCAGCAACACCUACCAGUCCUUGCAACCUCACCAGUGGCCUGAAAACACCUGCUCCUGCCACAACAACAUCUCACAACCCUCUGGCAAAUAUCCUCUCGAAGGUGGAGAUCACCCCAGAGAGCAUUCUCUCUGCUCUUUCCAAAACCCAGACACAGUCAGCCCCUGCACUCCAAGGCCUGUCAUCUUUACUUCAGAGUGUUACUGGGAACCCAGUGCCGGCCAGUGAUGCUGCAUCCCAGAGCUCUACAACGUCCCCUGCUAGCACCACAGGUUCUACCAUAAAGGGGCGAAACCUGCUCUCCAAUACGCAGUCCUUUAUUUCCAAAAGCUUCAACUAUUCUCCUAACUCGUCAACUGCUGAAGUCUCUUCAACUUCAAGCAAGGCACCGGUUGGGCAGAGCCCAGUGCUCCCCAGCACUCCUUUUAAAUUACCGUCCAGUACUUUAGGAUUUACAGGUACCCACAAUACUAGCCCUGCUGCCCCACCUGCUGAAGUUGCCAUGUGCCAAUCCUCAGAGGUCUCCAAGCCAAAGCUGGAAUCAGAGUCUACUUCCCCAAGCCUGGAAAUGAAGAUCCACAACUUCUUAAAAGGUAAUCCUGGUUUCAGUGGCUUAAAUUUAAACAUCCCAAUCCUGAGCAGUUUGGGAUCCAGUGCCCCAUCAGAGAGCCAUUCCUCAGACUUCCAGCGUGGUCCCACUAGCACUUCAACAGACAACAUUGAUGGAACCCCUGUUCGGGAUGAACGAAGUGGGACGCCCACCCAGGAUGAGAUGAUGGACAAGCCCACAUCCAGCAGUGUAGAUACUAUGUCCCUGCUAUCUAAGAUCAUCAGCCCUGGUUCCUCAACACCCAGCAGUACAAGAUCACCACCCCCUGGAAGAGAUGAAAGCUACCCUCAAGAGCUCCCCAAUUCUGUGUCUACGUAUCGGCCCUUUGGCCUGGCCAGUGAUUCUCCCUACAAGCAGCCUUCGGAGGGAGUAGAGAGACCAUCUUCCCUGAUGGAGUCGUCACAGGAAAAGUUCUUCCCUGAUACUUCUUUCCAGGAAGAUGAGGAUUACCGAGAUUUUGAGUAUUCAGGGCCUCCCCCCUCUGCCGUGAUGAACUUAGAGAAGAAACCAGCCAAAUCCAUCCUGAAGUCAAGCAAGCUUUCUGACACCACUGAGUAUCAGCCAAUCCUGUCCAGUUAUAACCACAGGGCCCAAGAGUUUGGGGUAAAGUCUGCCUUCCCUCCAUCUGUAAGGGCCCUCCUUGACUCUAGUGAGAACUGUGAUCAGCUCUCAUCUUCCCCUGGGCUGUUUGGUGCCUUCAGCAUAAGAGGGAAUGAACCUGGGUCUGAUCGGUCACCGUCACCGAGUAAGAAUGAUUCAUUUUUCACCCCUGACUCCAACCACAGUAACUUGUCUCAGCCUACUACUGGGCAUCUCACUUUGCCACAGAAGCAGUACCCAGACUCUCCUCACUCAGUCCCACAUCGUUCCCUUUUCUCUUCGCAGAAUACCCUUGCUGCUCCAACGGGACACCCUCCCACAUCAGGUGUGGAAAAAGUCCUGGCCUCCACGAUUUCCACCACAUCAACGAUUGAGUUUAAGAAUAUGCUUAAAAACGCCUCGCGCAAACCCUCAGAUGAUAAGCAUUUUGGCCAGACCCCCAACAAGGGUACUUCAAGUGAUGGUGUCAGUCUGUCAAACCUCACCCAGCCCAGCUUGCCUACUCCUGACCAGCAACAGGAAGAACACUAUCGCAUAGAAACCCGCGUCUCUUCCUCCUGUUUAGACUUGCCUGAUAGCACAGAAGAAAAGGGAGCCCCCAUAGAAACUCUGGGUUAUCAUAAUGCAGCCAAUAGGAGGAUGUCAGGGGAGCCAAUACAGACUGUAGAGUCCAUACGAGUUCCUGGGAAGGGAAAUAGAGGACAUGGGCGAGAGGUUUCAAGAGUAGGUUGGUUUGAUCUGAGCACACCAGGCAGCUCUUUUGACAAUGGUCCCUCAGGUGCCUCUGAGUUGGCAUCCCUUGGGGGUGGGAGCAGCGGAGGCCUCACUGGCUUUAAGACAACGCCAUACAAGGAACGGGCACCCCAGUUUCAGGAGAGUGUCGCCAGCUUUCAUUCCAGCAGUUUCAACUCAACAUUUGAGCAUCAUCUCCCCCCAUCCCCUUUGGAACAUGGGACACCCUUCCAAAGAGAGCCAGUGGGGCCGUCAUCUGCCCCACCUGCCCCUCCUAAGGAUCAUGGUGGUAUCUUCUCUCGAGAGGCACCCACUCAUCUGCCCUCUGUGGAUCUUUCGAACCCCUUUACAAAGGAGGCAUCUCUGGCCCAUGCUGCUCCACCACCUCCUCCUGGAGAGCACAGCGGAGUUCCUUUCCCUCCCCCGCCCCCUCCUCCACCCCCUGGGGAACUUAGCAGCAGUGGAGGGAGUGGUGUCCCCUUUGCUACUCCACCCCCUCCUCCGCCUCCUGUUGACCACUCUGGGGUUGUACCUUUCCCAACACCACCACUGCCAGAGCAUGGAGUGACUGGGCCUGUGGCAGUUUUUCCCAAGGACCAUAGUUCCCUCCUUCAAGGGACCUUGGCUGAGCAUUUUGGGGUGCUCACAGGACCCAGGGACCUCAAUGGCCCUGGUCUUAGCCGUGCACGAGAGAGCCUGAGCCUGCCUUCCCGCCCUCUGGAGCAUCUGGGCCCAGCCCUUGGAGGAGGUGGGGGAGGCAACACCAGCAGCAGUGGCCUUCCCUUGGGUCCCGCACACAGAGACGCCAUCGGCCGGAGUGGUAUGAUUUUACGGAGUCCCCGGCCAGACUUUCGGCCUAGGGAAGCUUUUCUCGGCAGAGACCCAUUCCACAGUUUAAAGAGACCCCGGCCACCUUUUGUUAGAGGCCCUCCGUUCUUUGCACCAAAACGCCCAUUCUUCCCUCCCAGGUACUAAUGGAAAUCAGGGAAGGCAUUUUGAACAGUCUAGAGAGCAUUGGAAGUAGUAGUUUGGUUUCUUGUUUUUGUUUCCUCUCUUGAAUUUUUUGUUUGUUUGUUUGUUUGUUUUUAAUGAAGGGCCUCCCUUCCAAAUUCAAAAAGCAUACAUGGUGGCCGUGCACUUAGGACCUUUCCCAAAUUACUUGCAUUUUCCCCCUUUCUUAAAAAAAAAAAAAGUAAACAUAACUAAGUCCACUUCAUUUGACUGUGGGUUUGGG
Alexandromys fortis (reed vole) is the source of this 6732-nucleotide messenger RNA. It is a transcript of the gene Rprd2, whose product is annotated as regulation of nuclear pre-mRNA domain containing 2. Gene Ontology annotation, molecular function: RNA polymerase II C-terminal domain binding. The transcript has 11 exons. The record is from RefSeq and is a predicted model, not a curated record. Gene Ontology annotation, biological process: mRNA 3'-end processing. Bases 2118 to 6473 code for a protein of 1451 amino acids. NCBI's taxonomy places the organism in Eukaryota, Metazoa, Chordata, Mammalia, Rodentia, Cricetidae.